GCUACUUACGUCACAAAUUGCGUCGGCGCGCAAAGCUCGACUUCGCCGUCAUGGUCGACGUCGUUCUGCCGUCGAGGUUGAACGUCGCUCGUCGUUCGGUCGAAUCGUGAUUGGACGCGCGGGAUCCGGGAUCCCUCGAGCCCGAGCUCGAAAUCGCCGAGCGAACGAGUUAAAAGCUUCUUCACCGAUUUCCAUAAAGUUAACCAAUCAAAAGAUAAUUAAGAAGAUAUAUAAUUACAAACAAACGCGAGUGAAGAAGGUGUUGUAAAGCCACCAGGCACGGAAAGUUGGUUCGCGCGAGGGGUGUUGUCGCCACAAAAGUGCGUGAACGGAGACUCUCUCGUUCUUCACAAAUCUAAGCAGUUGACAAAAACUCAAAUUGCUGAGGAUCAUCAUCAAUCUUCAAUUCAAUGAAUAGUUCUUGAAGAUUCCUCAAAACCUACGAAUAAUCAACAAGAGGAAGAAAGUGUACAACUGUAGAAGUGUGUUACAUUUAGGAAAGGAGAGAAUGAAGAAUAGUUAGAAUUUAAAAAAAAAGAGGACUAUUUAGAACAUUGGCUGAAGAUCUGCAUUUGCAGAGUGGAAGGGUGGUUUCUGGAGGCUGGCGCCCUCCUUGUCUGGAGCGGGGCUGAAUGUAAUUGAAGGCUAUAGGUAUAAUAGGGUCUUUCCUAGGCCUACUGAUAGAGUUUACAGCGCUUCGGCGCUGGGUUUGUGCCUUGGAUGCGCGUACGGUGCGCCGAUAGUGUGGUUUCGCCAGUUUCGCGAGUGAUAUGCCCAUCAGCUGUGUGGAGGCGGGUAGUAACCGUAGAUCACGACAGUGAGAGGGCGAGGACUGCCAGAAGCCCAGAACGAGGAGAAUUGGAAAGAGCGAUUUCCUCGUCCGGAAAUGCGCCUCAGGCAUGUAAGAAGAGCGAUCGUUGACGAAGAAGAAGACAGGGAUAGGGACAGGGAUACGGGCCUCGGGCUGCAGCAACGCAAUGUUCGCGUACGGUUUCGAGAUCACGUAGUGGCUGGCAUGUAAUAUAAUAUGUCGAUGCGCGGCGCGCCCCACGUAGCUUCACGGUGAGAAUCUGGCGUGAGCGGUGCCGCGGUGGAUCGGGGAACAUGGCGUCGGUCUCGGCCGAGACUCCAGCCAGCCAUGGGCACAGCUUCAGUAAGAAAACCUUUCACAAGCCGACGUACUGCCAUAGCUGCACCGACAUGCUCUGGGGCCUCAUACAGCAGGGGUACAUCUGCGAAGUUUGCAACUUCGUGGUGCACGACCGCUGUCUCAAGGCCGUCGUCUCUCCCUGCUCCAGCAUCGCGGCAAGCCUGAUAAAAAACCCGGUUGCACACUGUUGGUCGGAACAGGUAACACACAGAAGAAAAUUUUGCAACGUCUGUCGAAAACGGCUCGAUGAUCAUACAACGUCCAUACAUUGUGAAAUUUGCGAGUACUUCGUUCACACAGAUUGUCAGGACUUUGCUGUAGCAGAUUGUAAGGAGAAUGCAACAUAUUUGCCUGGAAAAGAUUUAGUAUCAGUAAAGCAUUCGCAUCACUGGCGAGAAGGCAAUCUUCCUACUAAUUCCAAAUGCGCUUGGUGUAAGAAAAGUUGUUUUUCCGUAGAGUGCCUCGCUGGAUUUCGUUGCGAAUGGUGUGGAAUGACGUCACAUGCUUACUGCUACAAGAAUAUCCCGUUAGAAUGUACUUUUGGAAGUCUGGAAAAGAUCUACCUGCCGCCUCAUGCAGUCAGUAUUCCACGUACCGAAGUACCGAUGGAAGCCAUAAUUGGGGUUCAAGUAAGGCGUAAAGAAGUCAUCACGCGUGAGUAUUCCUGUCAUAACAUCGGAGAGCAAUUCGAUUUCGCUGAGAGUGAACAAAUUGGGGCUGCAGGCCGCCUGGCCGAUGCUUUGAGGCGCCUUUCACUAGUUUUGCCACGUAGCUGCCAUGGAAAUUGUCAUGCUUCCCCUCCUUAUGUUCGAGCGCGAAGCAUAUCAGAAGAGUUUAGUAGCGGGGAUUCACGGUAUCGAGAUAAUGAUGAACCUGCUCAGCAAGGAGCUCAUAGUCGUGAUCCACAGAAAGCACAGAAAGAAAAGGAUGAAAAAGAAAAAGGAGACGAAGAGGUGAUAAAGGUAUACGACGGGAAUAAUUCUUUAAGGCGGCGGAUAUUUCGAGUGAUCACCGUGUCUCGACAGGCAACUACGGAGCAAAUUCUGAUAUCGGCUCUUCGAGCGUUCCACAUCAAGAAGGACCCGAAUCAUUUUUACCUUACCGAUCUGUAUGCCGCGGAGGAGAUUCCUCUGGGCGACCCGAUCCCACUUCAAAACUUAAAUCGUAAAGAAGGAAAGCGUCCGGCUGUAUUUCUUCGAUUUAGGGAUAGUGAUAGUGGUGAAGUUCGGGUUUAUCCAGGAAAGCUGCAGGUGUCUGAGUCCUUUUGUAUUGUUCCGGUGACCGAAACUACGACUAUAUCUGAUCUCAUUCGGGAAGCACUCCUUCGUUUCGGUUUGCAGGAUUUCAACUGCGAAGAUUACCGAUGUAGCGAAAUCCUUCUAGAUCGCGGAGUUACAGAACGUGUGUUGUCGUGGGACGAGAAGCCUUGGGAAAUUGUAAAGAUGCUGGGGAAAGAUUCAAUUAGGCAAAUGGAAUUGAUGCGAUUUUAUCUGCAACUAAAACAGGACCCACACGGUCCUAAUCUUGCUUUGUUUGUUGGAAAUCUACCACCAGGUCUUUCUGAGCGCAAUUAUGAAAACAUGUUAACCGAGUUCUUAGGAAAAGAAAACAAAUUUUCAUCCAUCGGACCCAUAUAUUACGAAUACGGCUCGAUGGUUAUUAUAUACGAAGAUUCAAAUAAAGCGGUUAAGGCUCUCUAUACGUUACGUGAAUCGAAACACGAAGACAAACAUCUUUUAGUCAUGCUUUUACCCAGCAUUGAGCCAAGCAUGGUGCCAGGCCACGUCCAGCCGUUACUAGUUUUUGUAAAUGUGAAGUCUGGUGGAUGUCAAGGACUCGAUUUGAUAUCAAGUUUUCGCAAGUUGUUAAAUCCCUACCAAGUGUUCGAUUUGGAUAAUGGUGGUCCCUUGCCUGGAUUGUACGUAUUCCGUCACAUACAAAAUUAUAAGAUCCUAGUUUGCGGAGGAGACGGUACAAUAGGAUGGGUACUGCAGUGUUUGGAUAAUGUCGGUCAGGAUAGUGAAUGUUCGUCGCCUGCGUGUGCAAUUGUUCCUCUGGGUACAGGUAACGAUCUGGCUCGAGUUUUGAGGUGGGGUUCGGGUUACACUGGUGGCGAGGAUCCUCUUAAUUUGUUGAAAGACGUAAUCGAAGCAGAGGAAAUAAGAUUGGACAGGUGGACCGUCGUUUUUCAUCCAGAAGAAAAAGAGGACAAGUCGGGGCAAUUAGUUCCCAACGCCGCAGUGACAGGUUCGACAAGUGAAGACAACACGCAGAUUCUAGUAAUGAAUAAUUACUUCGGAAUUGGCAUCGACGCGGAUCUUUGCUUAGACUUUCACAAUGCCAGGGAGGAAAACCCAAACAAAUUCAAUAGCAGGUUGCACAACAAGGGAGUCUACGUAAAAAUGGGGUUGCGAAAAAUGGUCGGUCGAAAGCCCUGCAAAGAUCUACACAAGGAAAUUCGGUUGGAGGUCGACGGAAAGUUGGUGGAACUGCCGCAAGUCGAGGGGAUAAUAAUUCUUAACAUAUUAAGUUGGGGCUCAGGGGCAAAUCCCUGGGGUCCCGAAAGGGAGGAUCAGUUCAGCAAACCGAAUCAUUGGGAUGGAAUGUUGGAGGUCGUCGGAGUCAGUGGAGUUGUUCAUUUAGGUCAAAUUCAAUCUGGCCUUCGCACUGCAACGAGGAUAGCUCAAGGUGGUCACAUAAAAAUCCACUUACACUCGGACAUCCCUGUGCAAGUGGACGGAGAACCCUGGGUCCAAAGUCCUGGAGAUGUGGUGGUCUUGAAGUCCGCAUUGAAGGCAACCAUGUUGAAGAAAAAUAAGAUCAAGCGUCGGAAUACAGAACCGUCGAUUCUACCUACUAAUGGGGAGGGGGGCAAGAGCACGGACGAGUAAACCAACAAUUCUGCAGCUUGCAACUAGUCAGUUUAUAUUAAAUUUGAAUCCUUAAGAGGUUCGCGAUCUUUGCCUAGACUCCUCGACACUAUAGGGAUCAAUCCCAUGUGGAUGAGGAGUUUCGGACCGAUCGUACUAAUUAAGGAGGACCUCUGCAGCUGCGGGGUCAAUCCGGUCAAUCCUCUGCGCAUGAGACCUUUUCUAUCUAUUUCCAAGCUCCUUCAUUGGUCCUUCGGCCAAAUGCAAUUUAAGCUUCUCGUAACAUUUGAACUGCGUAGCAACUAGGAUGGUCCAAACAUUUUCAAAAUUUAUAUUCCAGAUUGAAACCUACUUUUCUGUAAACUUUUUAAAACAUUUUAGCAGUUCUCUUUGUUUUUCUCGGAGUGUCUAGUGUAUCUUCAAAAAAGAUAUUGUUGAUGAAGCUGGAUUCCUUAGAAAUUGAUACUUCUUUCGGAAUUAUACAAAUAAUUUUCCGCGAAUAUGUUAUUAAAAACAAUGCAGUGAUUUAUAUACUGGUUUUGGGUACCCUAAAGUAUUUUUGAGAAUUUUCCCAUAAUUUUUAUUACGCUUUUAGUUUAGAUUUUAAAAUUGUUUGAUUCAAAAAAUACAAUGUGGUAAAAGAUUUUUUGAAAUAUCUGUAUUGUGUCUUGUUUUUUUGCACUAAAUUGUAAUUAGGUGUUUAAGUGUUUGAGUUAAAAAAUUCAAGUUAGCAAGCCCAAUAUUUAAUAUAGGGCAUGCCAUUUUUUUAAAGCCGCAUUAUUCAGCAACUUUAUUUCUGGUGUUUUUUCUUGCUUACUGAUUCCAAACACAUUUUCAAAUUCCAUAAGUCUAGUAUGUUCGAAGCAUUUUUAUUGAUAGACGCAUUAUUCCGAAACUUGUUAUUGUUUUUUUUAGUCCACUGAAUUCGAAUCAGUGAUAAACAUGUUGUAAUUCCAAAAAUACAAGAUGGUGAGUCAAAUAGGGGGCCAAAAAAGUUUAAAACCAAUUUUUUUAUGAGAUUUUUGGUAUAGUUUUGGUAAACGUUUUUUGAGAGGGAAGACUAUAGUUUUACCGGUUUUUUGUUAUCUCUGAGUACAAAUUGUCAAUCGAAAUGUUUGAAUUUUUCAUAUCUAGUAAAAUGGACGGAUUUUAAUUAAGUAGUCUUUAGUUUAAAAAUCCAAGAUCAUCGAUAUAAUAAGGGACGAAGCAAAGCUUUAAAAUACUUAAAUUAUUCUAAAAAAUUUUGAAUUCCAAAAAUCCAAGAUUGCGGAAGUAAUACAGUUCUAUAAAAAUAAUUGUUUUAUGUUUGUUCAUGUAUUAAAUAAUUUGCAAUCUAUAACCCCCUGAAUACCCAGUUUCAAAGAAUUCGUCUUUAAGAAACAAUCUCUGUGCACAAAUAUAAAUUUAAUUGCUUUAGAAACUGAUGCCCCGAAUCAAAUAACCGGUUAUAGACACAAGUUCCAAAUGGUGUAAAAUUGGGUCAUCCAGGCUUUACAGUCAUUUCCCUAUUCUCCUUUUUUCGUAUUUUUCAAAAAGUUCCUCUAUUUUUCAUACUUACAUAUCAAAUCCCGAUUUUUCGAUUUUCUAAAACCUUGAAGCAGAAACUUCUUUCUUGUGGUGAGAUGUUAUUCUGUUUUUUUUUUCAGAUUAAAAAAAAUAUUUAAAGGUCUCUAAAGUUGCUUUGGUGCCCGAUAUGAGACUUUUAUAAGUUAAUAAUUUUUUCAAAGUUUUAAAUGUUUCUUUAAUUAAAUCAUAAACUUCGCAUUAAAAAUUAAAAGUAUUACUUCUUAAGAAAGACAUAAGAUUUAUUAAAAAUUGUCGGCCUUAGAAAAACAAAUCAUUUCAUCUAUAAUCUGCACAUUACUAAAAAAAAAUCCAUUCAUUGUAAAAAUCCUCUCUUGUUCUUAGAUUUCCUAGAGACUUGGGCCAUCCUAAUAUUCGUGCAUCCCUCCGACUGUAGAACAUUUUUAGCAAUCCUUUAAACAUUUCUUUAUCUGUAAUGUUCUCCAUAUAAGUAGUAAGGGAUGUCCCUUACUACUCAUAUUAUAUAUUAUAAAUCCCGCAUAUUAUUUGUAAUUUCUGAGUUCUGGUGUUGCGAGCAAGAUGUUACAAGUAUUUUCGUCGCUGAAUUAUUGUGGAUCGUUCCUUUGUACGUCUCCCUGAUCCUUUCCCUUCCUAGGCGACGAUGCUGAAGAAGAUGAAGGGAAAAAUGAAGAGGCGGAAUACAGAAUCCAGUAUGCAGUCGUCGCUUCAGGCCGCAUCAUCCAACGAUCCAGAUUCUGAAGUCUUCUGAAUACAAAG
Molecule: messenger RNA, 6321 nt
Organism: Belonocnema kinseyi
Lineage: Eukaryota; Metazoa; Arthropoda; Insecta; Hymenoptera; Cynipidae
Product: diacylglycerol kinase theta
Exons: 18
Coding region: 1105-4041 (978 amino acids)
Biological process (GO): intracellular signal transduction; diacylglycerol metabolic process; lipid phosphorylation
Molecular function (GO): nucleic acid binding; ATP-dependent diacylglycerol kinase activity
Source: RefSeq, a predicted model, not a curated record